Salvia miltiorrhiza (redroot sage) is the source of this 1264-nucleotide messenger RNA. RefSeq names its product phospholipase A(1) DAD1, chloroplastic-like. The transcript has a single exon. Gene Ontology annotation, biological process: lipid metabolic process. Bases 23 to 1264 code for a protein of 413 amino acids. Gene Ontology annotation, molecular function: glycerophospholipase activity. NCBI's taxonomy places the organism in Eukaryota, Viridiplantae, Streptophyta, Magnoliopsida, Lamiales, Lamiaceae. The record is from RefSeq and is a predicted model, not a curated record.
CGGAGUCCGAACGCCAUGCAACAUGUUCUCGGCAGCUUCUAGCCAACGCGCCACCACACUGCGGCGGCCGGAGAGAAGUAACACGGUCGCCAUCACCGGUUUAAACAAGGUAACAAAAUCAUGGGAACUAGCACGCGCGGCCAACGCCGCCGGGAUCCGCGACAAGUGGAUGGAGUUUCAAGGAAUCAAGAAUUGGGAGGGGCUGCUCGACCCCCUCGACGACGACCUCCGCGACGAGAUCCUCAGGUACGGCGAGUUCGUCGAAGCAGCCUACCGCUGCUUCGACUUCGACGCCACAUCAUCCACGUACGCCACGUGCAUGCACCCCGAAGCCUCGAUAUUGACCCAAUGCGACAGCGUCACUAACAAAAAGGGGUACAAAGUGACACGUAACCUGUACGCCACGUGCGGGGUCCAGCUGCCUGACUGGACAGGCAGGCUGCCGGCCUGGGUGUCCACUCAGUCCAGCUGGAUCGGGUACGUGGCGGUGUGCGACGACGCGGACGAGAUCGCCCGCCUCGGCCGGCGCGACGUGGUCAUCGCGUACCGGGGCACCGCCACGUGCAUGGAGUGGCUCGAGAACCUCCGCGCCACGCUGGCGUGCCUGCCCGACGACAUGGCGCCCGACGGGUGCGAGUCGAUGGUCCAGGCCGGUUUCCUCAGCCUUUACACGUCGCCGCCGCCGCACGGCGGCGGCGGCGACGGAGGAGGUCUCAGCCUGCAACGGUCGGUGCGGGAGGAGAUCGGCAAAAUCCUCGGGGAAUACGGCGGGGAGCGGCUGAGCGUAACGGUGACGGGGCACAGCCUCGGGGCGGCGCUGGCGACGCUGACGGCGCACGACAUAAACGCGACGUUCGAGCACGCGCCGCUGGUGACGGUGGUGUCGUUCGGGGGGCCGAGGGUCGGCAACCGGAGCUUCCGGAGCCAGCUGGAGAAGAGCGGCACGAAGGUGCUGAGAAUCGUGAACUCCGACGAUCCGAUAACUAAAGUGCCGGGAUUCGUGGUGGACGAGAACGGCGCGAAAAUGUCGAAAAACGGCGGCGGUCGGCGGCUGCCCGGGUGGCUGCAGAAACACGUAGAGGACACGCAGUGGGCGUAUGCAGAGAUCGGGAAGGAGCUGAGGCUGAGUAGCAAGGGCUGCCCGCAUCUAAGCAACAGAGGAGUUGCCACGUGUCACGAUCUCAAGACGUAUCUGCACUUGGUGGAUAAUUUUGUUAGCUCGAAUUGCCCCCUUAGAGCAACUGUGCUCAACUUAAGGAGUUAA